Messenger RNA from Naumovozyma castellii, 1458 nucleotides. RefSeq names its product Sps22p (gene SPS22). The record is from RefSeq and is a predicted model, not a curated record. Lineage: Eukaryota; Fungi; Ascomycota; Saccharomycetes; Saccharomycetales; Saccharomycetaceae. Bases 1 to 1458 code for a protein of 485 amino acids. The transcript has a single exon.
AUGAAGGCAUUGGCAGUGUUAACAAGUUUUAUCAUUAAUUCAACUGCAUUCGCAGCCAUUAUAAACCACCAAAUAGUUGAUGAUCAAAGAAAUCAACCAUAUUUCUCUUCCGAUAAGAGGUUAUUGAAAACAAUGCCACAUAAUGUGAUUCCAGUAGACCAUUCCAAUCUUCAAAAUAAGUUAGCCAAGAGAGAACAGAAGAUUAACGUUACCGCAUUGGUGAAUACAAAAUUAGAAAUUCCCAUGGCGGAUAUUUGCAAGAAGGCAGAACAUUUAAUUGAAUCAUCACAAGAUUUAUACGCUUUACAAUUACAUUGUCCUGAGUUAAUGGGUUCCAUGAUCUUUUCCACCAAUUACCAUGAUUCAUUAAUUAGUUUGGGUCAAAUGAAUACAAUUCAUGGCGAUGUAAUAAUAAUGGAUUUAGAUUCAGUGGUUCAAAUGCAAGCAUUAAAUUUAAUUACCAUGGAUGGGAAUUUCAUCUUAAAGGGGUUAACAUCAUUAGUUUCUUUAGAGAUACCAAAUUUAAUAAAGGUAAAUUCCAUAGAUUGGGAAGUGGUUCCAAUAUUAAAUAAUGUGGAAUGGAAUUCAAAUUUAAAAGUUAAGCAAAACAUUAUAAUUUCAGAUACUUCCAUAACCAACUUGGAUAAUAAUUUUAAUAAAGUGGAAACAAUUGAAAUAUUGAAUAUUAAUAAUAAUAGAUUCUUGGAAACCAUAAAGACAAAUAUUAAAUUCAUUACCAAACAAUUCAAUGUGCAUGCUAAUGCAAAGGAAUUAGAAUUAGAAAUGCCAUAUUUACAAGAUGUGAAAAAUAUUACCAUUAGAGAUACUUCUGCAAUUUGGUUCCCCAAUUUAAUUCAUGUGGAAAGUUCAAUGGAAUUUAUUGAAAAUUCAUUUACCCAUUUGGAAGUCCCCAAUUUAAAAGACAUUGGUGGUACCCUCGGUAUAAUUGAUAAUCUUUUGUUAGAUACAGUGGAUUUCAAUAAUGUAACUGAUAUAAAGGGAGGAGUAAUGAUUGCAAAUAAUUAUAGGUUGGAAAAGAUAGAUUUUUUCAAAUCAUUAAAACAAAUUGGAGGUGCCAUUCAUUUUGAUGGGAGAUUUAAAGAUACACAAUUGGAUAAUUUAAAAUUAGUCAAGGGAAGUGCAUAUAUUAAGAGUAAUUCUGAAUCAUUAGACUGUAAUAAAUGGUUGAAACCAUUAAAUGGUAGAUCUGUAAUUAGAGGUGGAAAGAUAAAUUGUGUCUCCGGUAAAAAGGAAACUGUUGUUAAUGUUAAAGAUGAUGGUACAGUAAUUAACAAGAAGGAAGGUAUCAACGGCAAGCAACAAGCUGAUGGUGAUGAUGAUGAUGAUGGCAAUGAUCAUGAACCACAUACAAUCAAACAGAGGAACAGUGCCAGGUCCCUAACAUCUUCGAAUAUCUAUCAUGUUAUUCUAUUACUUUGCUACCUUAUUAUAGGAUAA